AGCACCACAUCUUUGAUUAAUGCUGCACGUGCCUUGAUUCGCAGCUUCGAAGCAAUGCUUGGAGGCAAGUACGACGACUCUGACUCAGAGGAUCAUGGAGGGAAGAUUGCAAAUUCUAGCGAAGAAGAAGAAGGGCCCACCAAGGCUGCUGAACAGACGACAACCGCAGAGGGGGAGGAGAGCGAGGACAGUGAGGAUGAGGAAGGUGGAGACAAGUUGCCUUCCGCCUCAAAAGCUUUUAAGACUCUGAACGCCAUGGGAGAGGAAGGCCUCUCCUUCAAGAAGCACGAAAAAGAGCGGGGCAAGAAAGACCGAGUGCGGAUGCACCAGAUGAGCCUGGAUCGUGUGACCACCGCCUCAGCGGCCACCUUGCGGGGGCAGGGCUGGUUGCCAGGUAAUGACGCCAAGCAGGCAGUGCUGCCAGAGGAGGUGGCGGGGAAGAGGCCACGGGGAGAUGAAGAGGAGAAGGCCAACGAAUCCAAAGGCCAAGGCAAGGGCAAGGGGAAAAUGAGCGUGAAGGACCUCACGAAACUGAAGCGUUUCAAGGGCCAGUCCGGUUUGGACCACAACGGAAAGACAUGGAAGCCAGAGAUCUGGAUGACGAUGCGGCAGGAGUAUGACUGAGGCGUACCUCGGGCGCUGUGCAGCUUCUGAUGCUCAUGUCGCUUUCUUCAUUUCUCAAGACUAUGCACCCCUGUGAUAGCACGUGCCGCGGCCAAAUACGGCUACCCGUGUAAAUAUGCGCCGGAGCAUAGAAUCCAUGUUCCCAAAGUUGAGCC
Molecule: messenger RNA, 779 nt
Organism: Effrenium voratum
Lineage: Eukaryota; Dinophyceae; Suessiales; Symbiodiniaceae
Source: the annotation of a GenBank genome assembly